AUGGGUAUGACUGUCUGCUUACCUAUAUUGCACAUACUAAAAUAGGACAUUUCUUAUAAAAGAUUUGAUCAGAUUUGUAUAGCCAUGUAAGAUUAAAAUAUAUUUUGAAAUGGGAAGUGUCCAGCUCAAUAGGGUGGAUGGACGGACGGAUGAACAAACAUUUUGGUAUGCAGCAGGUGGUGAUGGAGGUGUGGCUGGUUGUUGCCAUCCUCUAUCUUCCCACUCUCACGCAAUGCAGCCCACUGUUUGUAAUGUCGGCUCCUAACCCGCUGAGGGUGGGCGCCCCAGAGAAGGUGUUUGUGGAGGCACAGGAUUACGCUGGAGGUGCUUUUGACAUCACAGUCAGGGUGAAAGACUUCCCAUUCAAGACCAAGCUGUUGGCCGAGCAGACAUUACAGCUAAGCCAGAACAACAACUAUCAAGCACUGGCAGAAAUCACAAUCCCGAUGGGAGAUGGUGUCUUCGAUGACGACAGAGGCGUAAACCAGUAUAUGUAUCUGAUAGCCCAGUUUCCAGGGAAGGUGAUGGAGAGAGUGGUGCUGGUGUCUUUCCAGUCCGGAUACAUCUUUGUACAGACUGACAAGACCAUAUACACACCAUCCAGCACUGUUCGCUAUAGAAUCUACAGCCUGGAUGUCUCCAUGAAACCUUCAGAAGAGCCAGUAACUGUGGAUGUAGUGGAUGCGGAAGGGGCAGUAGUAAGCCGGGAGGAUUUGACCCCACACAAGGGUGUCUGCUCAGGAGAUUACAAACUUCAAGCCUUCGGCAGCACUGGGACAUGGACAAUUGUGACUAGAUUCAAAAGUACACCACAGAAUAACUUCACUUACAACUUUGAGGUGAAGAACUAUGUCCUGCCCCAAGUGGAGAUUAUGCUGUCACUUCAGAAGUCCCAUUUCUACAUCGACGAUGAGGAACUCAUGGUGAAUAUCACUGCCAGGUACUUGAACGGGAUGGAGGUGACUGGUGCUGCCUUCAUUGAGUUUUCAUUGCAACAUCUGGAGACAGACCACAGGAGUGUAGCAGUAGCAACUCAGAGAGUGAAGAUCAAUGGAGGCAUGGGACAUGCAGCAAUGACAAGACAGCACCUCCUACAGGUGUCUCCUGGUACUGAUGGCAUACAGCAUCUCACUGGAGCACUCAUACAUGUCAAUGUGACCGUGGUUAGCCAAACAGGCUAUGAAACAGCACAUGCUAACAGUGGCAUUCAAAUUGUCACAUCUCCUUACACCCUUCACUUCAAGAAGACACAUACAUACUUCAAGCCAGGAUUACUAUUUGAUGUCAUGCUGUUGGUGCGCAAUGUGGAUGGUUCCCCAGCGGAGGGCGUCCAGAUGCAACUCUCAAACAGGAAGUCAUCAGAUGACAUCACAGGCACUACAGGAAGUAAUGGACUGGUGAAGCUAACGGUCAACACCGACAUUGCAGACUCCUCACUGGCCAUUACUGCUACAACAAAGGACCCCGAUCUCAUUGAUGAGCGUCAGGCGAGGCAGAGCAUGACAGCGUUCCCGUACGAGUCCACGACCGGCUCCAAGAACUACCUACACAUCGGCAUCAGUGAUACUGAGCUCAUGCUUGGAGACCAGGUCAAGGUUGACCUGAUCGUCAAACGAAGCCCUGGAGUAGAGAACCAAGACCUCACUUACCUUAUCCUGAGCAAAGGUCAUCUCCUGCAGGCAGAGAGGAUAAAGUCACAGGGCCAGUCUGUGGUGUCCUUGAGCCUAACAGUGACCAAGGACAUGGCCCCCUCCUUCCGCAUCGUGGCCUACUACCAUGUGGGAUCCUCUGAGGUGGUGUCAGACUCAGUCUGGGUGGACGUCAAGGAUACAUGCAUUGGGAAGCUGGUAGUGAAACAAUCUGGACCAGGUGAAGUGUACUUUCAAACGCGCCUGGAGAUCACUGGAGACCCAGGGGCCAAAGUGGGACUAGUGGCUGUGGACAAGGGCGUCUACAUCCUCAACAACAAGCACAGACUCAGCCAGACCAAGAUCUGGGAUGUCAUUGAGAGACAGGACACUGGCUGCACGGCUGGCAGUGGUGAAAACAGUAUGGAGGUUUUCUACGACGCUGGGCUACUAUUUGAGACCAGUACCGCGGGAGGAACCAACUCACGAACAGGCUAUCGCUGCCCCUCUCAUCAAAGAAGACAACGCUCUCUUGAAGAUGAUGACAAAGAUGCAGUAAUAGACAUCUUGGAUGACGUAAUUCCGCGAUCACACUUCCAGGAAAGCUUCUUUUGGAGCAUGGAGCAGCUGCCAAUAUGUGCCUAUGGUGAACAAAACUGUAGCAGUGUGUCUGUGACUAGGGACAUCACCGUGACUGAGGGCCUCUCCGGCUGGGUCAUCUCAGCAGUCAGUCUCUCAGAGGCAAGUGGCCUUUGUGUUGCGGACCCCAUUGAGAUCAGCAGGACGAAGGCCCUGUUCACGCUGGACCUGAAGGUUCCUGCGUUCUCUAAAUGCAACGAGCAGCUGGAGGUUAUGGCCAUCCUGCACAACCCAGAGGAUGAAGAUAUCAAGAGCCACAUACAGAUGUGCUGAGCUACCUGGAAGGUUGUGGGUUCAACCCUUAAGAGGCAGACUGUCCAGGAUGGCCUCUGUCUAAUUGUUGUACAAUGCAACUCAAUCUACAGCAUG
Molecule: messenger RNA, 2636 nt
Organism: Engraulis encrasicolus (European anchovy)
Lineage: Eukaryota; Metazoa; Chordata; Actinopteri; Clupeiformes; Engraulidae
Product: complement C3-like
Exons: 20
Coding region: 138-2540 (800 amino acids)
Molecular function (GO): endopeptidase inhibitor activity
Source: RefSeq, a predicted model, not a curated record